GCAGGCACCACUUAUUAAUUAAGCACAGAGAACAAGAGAUUGAAAGAAAGAGAGGAAAAAAGAAGAAGAUGAUGAUGAGGCCAUUAACGUUUGGCAAAGUGUUGCAUGUUUAUUGUUCCCUUUUAUUAGUAUGGAUUUCAAUGAUGCACGAUAAGCCUCAUUUCGGCUAUUUAGUAGAAGCCAGAAGAGUUGUCCGUGUCUUCAACCCACCACCACCAUCGUCAUCAACGAGUUACAUGGAAGUGAAAAAAAUGUUGGAAAGCCGCUCAAGGAAACUGAUGAUCAGUGAAAGAAACUCAUCUAAAACUGGGACCGAUGUCAAGGCGAGAAGGCCAAAGGGAGCUCCCCAUCAAAAGUCUCCUCCUGAUCCUAAUCCAUCAGCACCAGUAUAUAUCGGUCCAUACACAAAGUUCUAACAUGCUUUUUCGAUCAUUAAAGUUAGCUAGAAUGCCAAAGGGAUCUGUAAUAGAGGAGCACGACAUGCUGUGUGUUUAAAGUGAGCCGUGUUGGUUUGGGUGACAGGACUUUGGUGUCCAUAUAGCAUUUUCGAUCAUUUAUACAGAUGGAAGUAUUAUAUUUGAACAAUUCAAUUACUACAAUAAUAACAAAUUUAUAUUAAA
Papaver somniferum (opium poppy) is the source of this 620-nucleotide messenger RNA. RefSeq lists its product as uncharacterized. Bases 69 to 416 code for a protein of 115 amino acids. The record is from RefSeq and is a predicted model, not a curated record. The transcript has 2 exons. NCBI's taxonomy places the organism in Eukaryota, Viridiplantae, Streptophyta, Magnoliopsida, Ranunculales, Papaveraceae.